UAAUGAAUAAUCCUCGUCCAUCAUAACUUCCUGCUCAGAAGGCAACACCAUCAUAAUUGCCUCCUACUACUUAAUAAUAGGUUCCAGAAACAUAUUUGGCAUAACCAAGUUGGGUUCCUGCAAGUUCUUAAAUUCAACCAGGAGUAUUGGGCUAACCAAUUCCACUUUAACAAACAGGAUUAAUUUCAAAUCCAUAAUAUUUGUAGUAGCCAAUGUAUGCUUAAUAACAAUUGAUUCAAUCAAGUGCACCAGUUGUUACAUAAGGAAAUGUAAUCCUUAAAUAAUAAUCAAAUAGGCAAUUAAAGGUGAAUCUCGCAUAGAAUAUAUUCCGUACACAAAAGAGGUUACUGAGUAUGUGACAUAAGAGGUGGUUGAAUAUGUACCAAGAGAGAGAAAAAUUACUGACUAUUAUGCAGUGGAAUAUGUGACUGAACACAUUCCUUAAGUAAUAUAAGAAAAAUAUAUCGGUAAUUGAUUGUGUUUAUGAUUUGUACAGAGUAUGUGCCAGUUGAAACAAUAAAAGAGAGAACAGAGUACCAAGCAGUGACAAAACAAAGUGUCAUCUAAACACCAAUUGAUUAUUAAUAAAUCCAGACAACUUAAUAAUAUUAAGGUAAAUAAAUUUUAUUUAAAUUAAUUUUAGUAGCUGCCCCAAUUCAAUAUGCCUAAACCUAGACCUAUACAUAACCAAUUCAAUAUGCUUAAACAACCACAUAACCUAUUCAAUAUGCUUAAACAACAACAUCACCUAUUCAAUAUGCUUAAACAACUGCCCAAUAUGUACCAACUACUUAGAGCCAAUAUAUGACAGUUCCAGUAGCAAAUUCCUAAUUUAUUCCAUAACCCUAUUCAACUACCACAUAUGGAGCUCCAAUCACAACCUAUGGUUAAGUGACAUAGAAUUCAGCUUAUUUACCAGCAACCACAUAUGGAUAAACCGGAGUUGGAUAGGUUACUACAACAACAUAAUAGUAUUCUACUGGAUGGUAAUAAGUAUAUCCAGCAUCAACAGGAAAUGUUUAACCUUAAUUGCAAUAGUAAUAAGUAGGUCAAUUGCUAAAACCAGGAUAGAGUCCUAAGUACGCAUGAU
Messenger RNA from Paramecium pentaurelia, 1090 nucleotides. NCBI's taxonomy places the organism in Eukaryota, Ciliophora, Oligohymenophorea, Peniculida, Parameciidae. The record is from the annotation of a GenBank genome assembly.